Messenger RNA from Hemicordylus capensis (graceful crag lizard), 1579 nucleotides. It is a transcript of the gene SAXO4, whose product is annotated as protein phosphatase 1 regulatory subunit 32. Bases 177 to 1469 code for a protein of 430 amino acids. The record is from RefSeq and is a predicted model, not a curated record. Gene Ontology annotation, molecular function: phosphatase binding. The transcript is spliced from 14 exons. Lineage: Eukaryota; Metazoa; Chordata; Lepidosauria; Squamata; Cordylidae.
CAUGCUGUUGGACUUCAGGUCUACACAUUCUUCCCUCAAGUUCCUAUUUAAGUGGCUGCCUCCGUCCUUUUGGGUGUUGCCAGCCUUCUACUUGCUACAGUCUACCUGCAGCCAGUGCCUUGGUUGGGACAGAGAAAGCUUACGUCAGGAAAUCCAUCUCUGUAUCCCCAGAGAAGAUGGGGCGUCUCCCUUUGGGGGUUGUUUCUCCCUAUGUGAAAACAAGCUCUGGUGGAAGUAUGGACCCCAUGAUGUUCUAUGCCACCAGCUAUGGCACAGCCUAUGGUCAGACGGGAUUUCGUCCCCGGCAUGGCUUCCACUCUGGGGCUGGGUACAAAUCCAAUUACCGGCCAGUUGUCCAAUACAACCCAAGCCUGGACAAAUUAGAUAAUCCACCUGUGGGGCAGCUCCUUCAGGACAACUAUGAAUCAACACAUACUAAGCACUUUCAGCCGCUUCAGCUCCCUGAUGGAAAAUAUCCUCUUCCCUGGAGCGUGUAUCAGCCAGGGAGCGGGUAUGUCCGGGAAAAACCCCUCACUUUCCCCACCACUAAAACAGUCAAGAAAGUCCAUUUUGACACAAGGGACCAGGGACCACAAGCUGUGACAGGGCUGGAACCCAAACAUACCCCUAUCCUCCACAAGCUGGUUGGAAGAGGCUCUGUUGACACAGAAAAUGCCAGACACGGACCCCAGUAUAUGUCCACGGAGUAUAGCUCCAAGUUCCGCUUCAACAUUCCGGGACAACCAGAUGUCCUGCAGAAGAAAACAAUUGGAUCCAAGGAAGAGACAGGAUUCACUGAAGGCUGUCUCACUAACCCUAUUGUGUGCAAACAAAGAGCUCAGGAAAGCACUCCUGGGAUCAGCAUUACAAAGACAGAUUAUCUGCCAUCUUCCUUUGCACAUGGCGAUGAAUUCUUGCCAGUCCUUUCCAAGGGCUCUGAGAGGGGGUCUGGGUUCAGCCGGCAGAAGAAUCUCCUCCUUAGUGACCCAGCUUCAUCAGAGCCCCAAGCAUCUCUGAGUCAUUCUCAGUUCCAAGGGCUUCAGCGGCAACCUCAGACACAGACUAGCCUUCUAGGUCGGGAAUAUGUGGGUAAUAAGGAACGGUCAGGAUUCAGUGCAAAUAACCUUAGUUAUGUGACACCUGCCUAUGAUCCAGAACAUCCCAACAGGUUCCUGACCAGCUAUAAUUCCAAGUUUUAUGAGAAUGUUCCAAAGGGAGUGGACAGGGAAGGCUGGACACGAGGAGGGGUCCAGCCUCAGCAGGCAGGUGGCUUUGCUACCAACAACCAUACCACUGACUUAGGCAGCAACCCCAAUUCCACAGAGACCUUGAGACAUGUCCAUCCCCAUGUCGGCAGGACCAUCACAACAGUUGAUCCAUUCUAUCGUGAUUCUCCCCAUGAUCAUCGCUUCACUGCUCUUCAUCAGACUACUGUACCCACUUCAACUCUGAAUGGGACAGCACCAUGAUGUCUUCAGGCUAAUAUCGGACAUAUUGAGGAAAGUGCGCCAGUGAUAGUGCCGAGAUCAGUUAUACUUUGUAUUGUUUUAAAGAAAUUAAAGGAUAACUUUUGCUGAUA